Messenger RNA from Plectropomus leopardus (leopard coralgrouper), 1812 nucleotides. RefSeq names its product P2Y purinoceptor 13. The record is from RefSeq and is a predicted model, not a curated record. Gene Ontology annotation, biological process: G protein-coupled receptor signaling pathway; negative regulation of adenylate cyclase activity. Gene Ontology annotation, molecular function: G protein-coupled purinergic nucleotide receptor activity. NCBI's taxonomy places the organism in Eukaryota, Metazoa, Chordata, Actinopteri, Perciformes, Serranidae. Gene Ontology annotation, cellular component: membrane.
UUAGUCCAUGGCUUUGGUGUUCGCCUGUCAGCAGCUACUAAGACUGACGCAAGCUGGUGAAGGCAGGGGGACUGGCACGGAGCAGAACAAGCCUCUCGGCAGACAAUUGGAACAGGAAGCAAGGAAGGAAAGGGUCUUUCACCCGGAGGAAGACUGGCAAACUCAUUGGGAUUGUGACAAGACAGCCACACACUAGCUCCAGAGACCACCCAUUCUUUAUUCAUCAUUUUUCACAUGCCCCACAGUCACAGACGAUAAGGACACACAAAAAAGGUCCACCAAAUAUCAGAAGAUGAACAGCACCUUGUCAAACACUUCCAUCAAGUGUGUUCGGGAUACCAGUGUGACAGCUGUGGUUUUCCCUGUGCUGUACAGCAUCCUCUUUAUAGUCGCCCUCAUAUUGAAUUCCCUGGCUGCAUGGAUCUUCUUCAGCAUCCCCAGCUCCUCAACAUUUGUUGUCUUUCUAAAAAAUGUGGUGGUGGCUGACUUUCUGAUGACCCUGACCAUCCCUCUGAGAGUCCUGAGUGAUGCAGGCGUGGGUUCAUGGCAGUUACGUGCCUUCCACUGCCGGUACUCUGCCGUUCUCUUCUACAUCACCAUGUACAUCAGCAUCAUCUUACUUGGCCUCAUCAGCCUGGACCGCUACCUUAAGAUAGUCAGGCCCUUUGGGAAGUGUGCCCUGCAGCGUGUCCGUGUUGGUCAGAUGCUGAGUGCAGCUGUCUGGGCUGUCAUGUUGUCUUUGGCAUUACCCAACGUUAUUCUGAGCAACCAGUCGCCACCGCACUCUGGAGGCAGACUGAAGUGCACCUCGAUGAAGAGCAGAGCUGGCUUGCUCUGGCAUGAAGGCUUCAACUACUUCUGUCAGGUAGUUUUCUGGGGCACGCUGGCCUUGAUGGUGGUUUGCUACACAUUCAUCAGCAAGAAGGUUUAUGAGUCAUACAAAGCCUCAAAGAGCAGAUCUCAAGCCACGAGUCGCAGAACCAAAGCAAAAGUGUUUGUGGUGGUUGGGGUAUUUUUCAUCUGUUUUGCCCCUUUCCACUUUGCCCGCGUUCCCUACACUCUGACCCAAACCGGCAGCAUGGCGAGUCAUUGCCGAGCACAGAACGCUCUCUACAUUGCAAAGGAAACAACCCUGUGGCUGUCGGCCACUAAUGUGUGUCUGGACCCGCUCAUCUAUGUGUUCCUCUGUAAGGUGUUUAGGAGAAGACUGACAGCCACAAUCUGCCGCAAGACACUCCACAAAGGUGCCAUCGACACCACAGCAACAUCAACUCAACUGGAGAUGUCACAGAUUGCCCAAAGUAACAAACUGUCACACAAUGGGAUGCCAGAAUGAGAUUUUGAACAAUGUACAGCAGAAAAUUAAUAAUUGUAACUGUUAAGGAGUGAUGAGACACUGCUUGGCAGAUUAUUUUACUUGUAAAUAGCACUUUAUCUUGAUGACACCGGUGUUAAAAAUUCUAAAAUGAAUGCAAAGUGAUCUAAAUCUAUUGAAUGGACAAUCUUAUGAGAGAGAAAAGACUCAAAGUAUCUGAAAGUGGUUCAUGAAGUUACAUAUUGACUACUGUUUUUGAUACAGCCCCACCCAAGCAUUUCAUGAUUGCUAAGUCAUCCCACACGUUUCCUUAAUGGUGUUUACUGUCAUUUUCCACUUCCUUCCACUCUCUAAUCUCCUUCAAACUGCUCUUUCCCUUUACAAAACUUUGGCGAAAGGGUAAACAGCUUGACAGCACAUAUUCUCUAAGGAUUACACCACAGGCACACUGUGACCAGGGACUGGAUGAUAAAAUAAAUAAAAUGAGGACUGCAAUA